CACCGGAAGGAUGUAACUUUGGUCCUCCUCCUUUGAGUAAGGUCGUUUAGAGUCAAAAGCACAACCCCGGACAGCAAACAGAGGCACACGCAAAUCCUUCGCUCGAAGCAACUUGACCUCUUCUAAGUCUCCGACGGACGCCUCCAUCGAUUGGCCACACACGCUUCCUGCGAUUUCCUCUUCUAAAUUCCAAUGGAAGCUCUCUUCGCGUGCGUUCGUUAGUUAUUUUCAUGCAAUCUUGAGAUGGUCUCUCCACCCCGAAUCCAUCCUGGCGGAGGAGCAGCAACGCAGAACGCCCAAUACAUCCAACAGUUCCUGAGCAACGUUCUUUCCCAACGCGGGCCUUCGGCGCUGCCCUACGCGGAGGAUGUGAAAUGGUUGAUCCGUCAACAUCUUCUCGCCCUUAUCGAGAAUUACCCUGGCCUGCAACCCAAGACCGCCACCUUUACCCACAACGAUGGCAGGACCGUCAACCUUCUACAGGCCGAGGGUACCAUUCCCAUGGUCUACGGAGGAGUCGUGUAUAACAUCCCCGUCGUCAUCUGGCUUAUGGAGUCCUACCCUCGUCACCCUUGCUGCGUUUAUGUGACCCCAACUCGCGACAUGAUCAUCAAACGCCCCCACCCUCACGUAAACCCGUCUGGUUUGGUCUCUCAUCCUUAUCUUCAGAACUGGAUCUACCCUAGCUCCAAUCUUGUCGAUUUGGUUCGUAAUCUCAGUCAUCUCUUCGGCCGCGAUCCUCCUCUCUAUUCCCGCCCUCAACGGCCCAACCCUAACCCUAGCCCCACUCCCCCUCCUCCUCGUUCUCAUUCUCCUAGCCUCAAUGAGAAUUCGAAUUCUUCUUCAUCGUCGUCCGUUGCUCGCCCUGGUAUCCCACCAAGGGUUUACUCUUCUUCGUCGUCUCCCUAUGGCGGUCAGUUCCCACCGUCGCCCCAGCGGCAUCGGCCGCCUCAACAGCCGACGACGGAAGAUCCUGCCGAGGUGUAUCGGAGGAAUUCGAUCAACAAGCUUAUGGAGAAGUUACAUGAUGAUUCCGAGGCGUUGAGGAAGUCCAGAGAGGCCGAGAUGGAAGGCCUUUUCAAUUUGCAGCAGGUUUUGCGGCAAAGAGACGAGCACCUCUCCAAGGAGUUGAGGAAGUUUCAGGGGGAGACAGAGGGUCUGGAGCAGGAAUUGCAGAUGAUUCUUAUGGAUACGGAUCUUCUGGAAUCGUGGUUGAGGGAGAACGAGGGAAGGGUGAGUAAGGCGAAAACUGUGGAGGUUGAAGAGAUUUUGGAGCCUUGUGAUGCCCUUUCCAAGCAGAUGCUUGAGUGUACUGCGUCCGAUUUGGCUAUAGAGGAUGUGGUUUAUUCGCUGGACAAAGCGGUUCAGGAAGGAUCGAUACCUUUCGAUCAGUAUUUGAGGAACAUUAGGUCACUCUCGCGGGAGCAGUUCUUCCACCGUGCCAUGGCUUCAAAGGUCAGGUCUGCGCAGAUGCAGGCUCAGGUUUCUGGUUUGGCAGCUCGAGCUGGGCAGCCUCAGGUUGGUCGGGCAUCACAAUAUAUGUGAGAGUUUGUGGUAUAAAUGUCUUGAUGAAUUGCUUCAAGAGCUGCCUCAGAGUGGGCCUUUAAACAACUGGAUGGAUUCCCUCCAACGCACUACCUGAUGGUUUGAGGAGUGAGAAUAUUCCAACGUUUAGUCAGGCAUUUGUAAGUCCAUUUGAUACAGCUACUAUGCGAAUUUGUUAAUGACCCUCGAAGGCCUCCUCCUUGAAUACUUAGUUAUACGUUUUCCUUCUUGAGGUCAACAUUUAGAUUUCUCUUCAUUAGUUUGCAUUUGGAAGAAAAGAGAGUUUUUGUCUGAAAUCUUAUAGUUGCGAAAUAAUUGAAAUGUACAACACAUUCUUUAUGUGCAGUUGUUUCUUCA
Messenger RNA from Macadamia integrifolia, 1902 nucleotides. RefSeq names its product protein ELC-like. The transcript has a single exon. The coding region runs from base 244 to 1545 and encodes 433 amino acids. Gene Ontology annotation, biological process: endosome to lysosome transport; protein transport; protein modification process. Gene Ontology annotation, cellular component: ESCRT I complex. Lineage: Eukaryota; Viridiplantae; Streptophyta; Magnoliopsida; Proteales; Proteaceae. The record is from RefSeq and is a predicted model, not a curated record. Gene Ontology annotation, molecular function: ubiquitin binding.